Molecule: messenger RNA, 1224 nt
Organism: Penicillium expansum
Lineage: Eukaryota; Fungi; Ascomycota; Eurotiomycetes; Eurotiales; Aspergillaceae
Exons: 2
Coding region: 1-1224 (407 amino acids)
Source: RefSeq, a predicted model, not a curated record
AUGAACUGCAACCAAUCCCUAGAUAUCCUGGGUAAAGUUGAAGAGGAGGUAUGGAUACGCAGAAUCGAUCAAGCCCGUAAAGAUGGGACGCUUUCUACUUGGGUCACAACAUUGCUUCCAGGCCAAGCAUCUUGUCAUUUAGCUAGCUGGGCUAUGAAGGGCUCCUACAACCACUGCCAAAAAUUGUUCUCCGAGGAUGGAACUGCAUAUGUGCUUCGUUUUCCUCUCGUUAGCGGCGUUUCUUCUGAUUGCGCCGACGAAAAAGCGGUCAUGGAAUUAGAGGCUAUUGAUUUGACCCGAAAGAAAAUCACUAUACCUGUUCCAAAAGUUCACGCUUGGGGUCUUGCCAAGGCCAAUCCCCUUGGACUUGGCCCGUUCAUAUUGAUGGAAUUCAUUGAGGGUGACCGAACCGAGGGGUUUUCGACGACUAGCGAGUAUUUUCACCAUACCAUCCACCAAGACCAACAACAGUUUCGAGACCAGCCUAAUUCAGUCCUUGAGGAGGAGGAGGGGGAGUCGAAUCUCGCCUCGCUGAAGAUUCUGGAAUUUAUGAUACCCGAGAUAGUGAAAAAAGACUACGAUCAAGGCCCAUCAAAUAUGAUUGUCAGGAGUCAUGAUGAUCUCACAAUUGUGGGAGUGGUGGACUUGGAAUGGGUUUAUGCAGGUCCAGCCCAGUUAUUCGCUUCAGCACCUUGGUGGCUUCUUUUCGAUCGGCCCACCGAUGAUAAUUGGGAUGUUGUGAAUGGAGAGCCUCCCAAGGUAGCAACCCGUUAUUUCAAACAUCUUGAAAAUUUCAAGCGCAUCUUGGAUGAAGAGGAGGGAAAAAUACCAGAAUCUCAGAAAGAAUUUUCCAACCUCGUUACAUGGUCCGAGGAAUCGGGUGCCAUGUGGCUCCAUAUGCUUGUGUCUAAUGGGUUUUUUGGCUCGUCUACUUUCCCUUGCUUUCAGCUACAGCAAAACGUGGGUGUCGAAGAAUGGGAAGAACAGAUAGAUGAGAUUCUGGAUCAGGAAGAGUCGAUAGAACUUCUAGCAAAGAAGCCGGGCGAGCGGGAAUUGUAUUACAAGGAGCUGGAGAAGGUUGGGGAAUGCAAACAUUGGCUAGAAUGCGAGGCCCUAACCAAGGAAGCGUUCAUUGUUAGCGUCAGGAAAUUGUUGGCAGAGGGACCUAGCGAGGAGAUCGAGGAACCCAGUCUGUUGGAUAGAUGGGUGCGACCUUGGUUCUGA